UAUUAAAUUCAAAUUGAAAAGUCUGCCUCUAUAGCCUACUCUAUAUUCAUGUUUGAUUGACGUCCUACUUGGGGAUUAUAUCUUUAGAGUUACUAAAUAAUUGAUUGGACAUUCCACAUCUUUCAACUGCCAAAUGAAGUGCAGUUUGAAAAUAUUUUCUAUUUUCAUCUGGUUCUUACCUGUUGCUCAGUCAACAACGCAACAUGGAGAAUUAUGUGUGACUAAAUGGAAGAACGGUCAUUUUGUAACCGAAGGUUCUUGUCAAAGUCCAACUACCAAUGAUAUCGUCAAACAACUAAAACAAAAAGUAUACAAAAAUACUUGGUAUGUGGCAACCAAUAAUUUUUCCUAUAAACUGUUCCACGAUAAGGUGUCGUAUGAAACUGCCCAAUACGAAUGUCAGAAAAGGGGUGCUAACCUCGCUGCCGCUGGUAUCCGUGAUCCUGCAGUGCGCAGUGAAUUAAUGCCACUCAUUAAAGAAGCGGCAUUCGACACUUGGAUUGGCUUGGAUGACAUUCAACAAGAAGGAAAGUUUGUUUGGAAAGACGGCGUCACUUCAACAAGGGAAAAAACUUAUUGGUUUGUCAACCAACCGGAUAAUCAGGGCGGCAUUGAAGAUUGCGCGCAUUUUCGACCACAUUACGAUUGGAUGCUAAAUGACGAACCUUGCUCAAAACACCUCAAAUUUUUCUGCGAAAGAAGAAAUUAAUUGUUUAGUCUUCAACCAACCACAACUGUGUAUGUCCACGUAUUUACUUCCAAAAAACUGAAUAUGGACAUGGUGGUAAUUUCCACAAUCGACAUAUAUUCACAAGUUAGAAUCUAGGAAGCUGUAAUAACACAUAUAAUUGAACAGAUAAGUGAGACACCAAUUCUUCAAAAUUUCAUGACCCCCAAAUGUAUUAUUCUUUACAUUCGAUCUUCGUUUACUGUCGUAUUAGAACCAGUAAGCGAAUCUCAAAGUCAACUGUUCACACUUAAUCGUUAAGUAAUAUAGGUGUAUAUGCAUUUAAUUUGUAUAUCGAAUAUUAAAUUUGAUUUAUGGGUAAAAUCAAAAAAUGUUGUUAAACAAUUUUGAUCAUUUUUUCUGUGCUUCCCAUGGAUAAUUCUUACUCCCCAAAUUUUGCUGAAAAAUUAGAAGCUUUCGGUCAACGAACGUUGUAGGUUUACGUUAAGAUAUUUGUGGAAUGAUUUUCAAAAUAUGAUGGUCGUGAAUAUUUUACCAAACACUAGGAAUUUUGCGGCAUGAUGUCCUUCGCCACGUCUCAAGUUGUCGAUCGCGUCUGAUGUUGAGUGAAUUUUAUUGAAAUACCGCCGAAAAUUUUGUCGAACCAGUUGUGUUGUUUACAACAAGAAGAUCACAGUACUUUACAUGCGCAAGAUACAAUAUGCACAUACAGUAUUUAAGUCUGGGCAACCCGAUAAAGCAUAUUAUUACGUAUCAAACGCUAGUUUUUUCCGCUGCCAGUGUUCAAAAAUGAAGUGCCGAAUAUCGCGUGUCUAGACUGACAAACGAUCAUAC
This is a messenger RNA of Styela clava, 1522 nucleotides long. NCBI's taxonomy places the organism in Eukaryota, Metazoa, Chordata, Ascidiacea, Stolidobranchia, Styelidae. The record is from RefSeq and is a predicted model, not a curated record.